AUGCAAGAUGAAACUGGAAAAUCGGAGCAAAAUGUUACCAAAGAUAUGAUUUUGGAAAAGAAUACUUCAGAGUCGAGUAAUUUGUUGAAAAUUUCUGAAGAAAUUGAUGUGCCAUUUAGAGUGAUACACUUGCUUCAAUUUAGAGAUGAAAAAUCUGAACCAUUAACUCUAAAGAAGGUUAUAGAACAAAAUGAAUAUGGUAAUAGUUAUCAAAGAUACACUUUAAACAAUGAAAAGAAUGUGGAACAAAACCAGGAUACAAUUGUACCUGAAAAGGACAAACAUGAUGAAGAUCAAAGCAAGCAAAAACAAGUUCAACCAGAAGAGCAGAGCAAUCCAUACAAUAAUACUCCUGACAAAAAGGACAAAAAUGAAGUUGAUCAAAGCAAACAAGAAGAAGUUCAACCAAAAGGGCAAAGCAAUCCAGAAAAGAAUAGUCUUGGCCAAAAAAAACCCAAAGAUGAUGCAAGAAUAACAACAUUAAAGGACAAGAUGCAAGAAAUACAUUUAGACAUAGAGAGAAACCCAAAAAGGACAAGAGGGAAAAAAGGGGCUGAAAAAGAGAAAAGCCCUAAAGAGAAAACUGUGGAAGAUGUCUUUCCAAAGACAACAAAUCUAAAAGAAGGACAAGAGGGAAAACAAGGGCCUGAAAAAGAGAAAAGCCCUAAGGAGAAAACUGUGCAAGAUGUCUCUCCAAAGACAACAAACCUGAAAGAUGGACAAGAGCAAGCCAUGCCAAAGCCUAAAGAAAUGAAAGAUACAACUACAAAUGAAACGCAAAAGAAAGGACAAAUGGCUUCUGAUUUUGUUGAAAUUGAGGAUGAAACUCAUCUGCUAAAUCAAAAUAUGGAUAAAGAUUUUGAAAAAAUAAGUGAGGAAACAGCUGCAUCAUCUCAAAAGAGUGAACAGUCAACCAAAAAGAAAUCAAGAUACAAAAUGGUUGCAAGGAAAAACAAAAAUAAAAGUCCUGUUGUGCCAAGUGGUAGAAUUACAAGAAGCCAAGAUGUCCUGUUGGAUGAAUCUGGAAAGGAAGGCCAGAAGCAGUCUGUUGAGGCUGCUGAAGAAACCAUGAAAAAAGGUGCUCCUGCUAAAUAUUCUGCAGCACCUCUUAAAAAAAUGCCAGGUGCUCCCGCUGAAAAAGUUGUACAAGGUGGAAAAAAGAAAACUGCAGAAGAAGUGAAGAAAACUUCUAAAGUUGCUGGCAAAAGAAAAGCAGUUGUCAGCCCUGCCAAGAAAAAUGCUGGGAAGAGGAAAAAUAUACAAGUACCAUCAGAUGAACCAUCUCAAGAUCCUAUUGAUGAAAGUUCAACUGACAGUGGAGAUGAUAGUGAAGAGUCAAUAUAUAAAGCUGAACCAGAGCCUGUCAGUGAGGAAGAUGAUGAGUUAGAGGAGGACGAGGAGGAAAUAAUUCCAAAGAAGAAACAAGCAAAAAGGGGGAAGGCACAGAAGUUGGUGAAGGCAAAGGCUUAA
Chenopodium quinoa (quinoa) is the source of this 1470-nucleotide messenger RNA. RefSeq names its product DNA ligase 1-like. Lineage: Eukaryota; Viridiplantae; Streptophyta; Magnoliopsida; Caryophyllales; Amaranthaceae. The record is from RefSeq and is a predicted model, not a curated record. The transcript is spliced from 15 exons. The coding region runs from base 1 to 1470 and encodes 489 amino acids.